AUCCCGGCUGCUGCGCGGCGGCGGCGGCCCAGGCGAAGGCGGCGAAGGCGGGCGGCGGCCUAGAGCAGCGGCGGCGGCGGCCCGGGAGCUCGCGCCGGAGCCCGAGCCAGCGCGCUGUGGAGUGAGGAGAGCGGCCGGCGCCCUCCGUCGUGCCGCUGAGGACAUGACUGGCACCCGGGAACGUUCUGGGUGAAAGCCCAGCCUCUGUGGUUCUUAAUGCCUCAGCAGGAUUAUUUCCACUAAAGAUGGAAACACUGGAGUCUGAAUUGACCUGUCCAAUCUGCCUAGAGUUGUUUGAGGACCCCCUUCUGCUCCCGUGUGCUCAUAGCCUUUGCUUCAGCUGUGCUCAUCGAAUUUUGGUCUCGAGCUGCAGCUCUGGCGAAUCCAUUGAACCCAUUACUGCUUUCCAGUGUCCUACGUGCCGGUAUGUUAUCUCGCUGAACCACCGGGGUCUGGACGGCCUCAAGAGGAAUGUGACCCUGCAGAACAUUAUUGACCGUUUCCAGAAGGCUUCAGUAAGUGGGCCCAACUCCCCAAGCGAGAGCCGCCGGGAGAGAACUUACAGGCCCAGCACCACCAUGUCUAGCGAGCGAAUUGCUUGCCAAUUCUGUGAGCAGGACCCACCACGGGAUGCAGUGAAAACAUGUAUCACCUGUGAGGUCUCCUACUGUGACCGUUGCCUACGGGCCACGCACCCCAACAAGAAACCUUUCACCAGCCACCGCCUGGUCGAACCAGUGCCAGACACACAUCUCCGAGGGAUCACCUGCCUGGACCAUGAGAAUGAGAAAGUGAACAUGUACUGUGUAUCUGAUGACCAAUUGAUCUGUGCCUUAUGCAAACUGGUGGGGCGUCACCGAGACCACCAGGUCGCCUCCCUGAACGAUCGAUUUGAAAAACUCAAGCAAACUCUGGAGAUGAACCUCACCAACUUGGUUAAGCGCAACAGUGAACUAGAAAACCAAAUGGCCAAACUAAUACAGAUCUGUCAACAGGUUGAGGUGAAUACUGCUAUGCAUGAGGCAAAACUUAUGGAAGAAUGUGACGAGUUGGUAGAGAUCAUCCAGCAGAGGAAGCAAAUGAUUGCUGUCAAAAUCAAAGAGACAAAGGUUAUGAAAUUGAGAAAGUUGGCACAGCAGGUUGCUAAUUGCCGCCAGUGUCUUGAAAGGUCAACAGUUCUCAUCAAUCAAGCUGAGCAUAUCCUGAAAGAAAAUGACCAGGCACGGUUUCUACAGACUGCAAAAAAUAUUGCUGAGAGAGUCGCUAUGGCAACUGCAUCCUCUCAAGUUCUGAUUCCAGACAUCAAUUUUAAUGAUGCCUUUGAAAACUUUGCUUUAGAUUUUUCCAGAGAAAAGAAAUUGCUUGAGGGGCUAGAUUAUUUAACAGCCCCAAACCCACCAUCUAUCCGAGAAGAACUCUGUACAGCCUCCCAUGACACCAUUACGGUCCACUGGAUCUCAGAUGAUGAGUUCAGCAUCAGCUCCUAUGAGCUUCAGUACACCAUAUUCACUGGCCAGGCUAACUUCAUCAGUAAGUCAUGGUGUAGUUGGGGCCUGUGGCCAGAGAUAAGGAAAUGUAAGGAAGCAGUAAGCUGCUCAAGAAUGGCCGGGGCGCCACGAGGUCUAUAUAAUUCAGUGGAUAGCUGGAUGAUUGUGCCCAACAUUAAACAGAACCAUUACACAGUGCAUGGACUGCAGAGUGGGACCCGCUACAUCUUCAUUGUUAAAGCCAUAAACCAAGCAGGCAGCCGGAACAGUGAACCUACCCGACUGAAAACAAACAGCCAACCCUUUAAACUAGACCCCAAAAUGACUCACAAGAAGUUGAAGAUCUCCAAUGAUGGACUGCAGAUGGAAAAGGAUGAAAGUUCUCUGAAGAAGAGCCACACCCCGGAGAGGUUUAGUGGCACAGGGUGCUAUGGGGCAGCCGGAAAUGUAUUCAUUGACAGUGGCUGCCACUAUUGGGAGGUGGUCAUGGGCUCCUCCACAUGGUAUGCUAUUGGUAUUGCCUACAAAUCCGCUCCAAAGAAUGAAUGGAUUGGCAAGAACGCCUCCUCAUGGGUCUUCUCUCGCUGCAAUAGUAACUUUGUGGUGAGACAUAACAACAAGGAGAUGCUCGUGGACGUGCCCCCACAGCUGAAGCGUCUGGGUGUCCUCUUGGAUUACGACAACAAUAUGUUAGCCUUCUAUGACCCAGCUAACUCUCUCCAUCUUCAUACUUUUGAUGUGACCUUCAUUCUUCCAGUUUGCCCAACAUUCACAAUCUGGAACAAAUCCCUAAUGAUCCUCUCUGGUUUGCCUGCCCCAGAUUUUAUUGAUUACCCCGAGCGGCAGGAAUGCAACUGCAGGCCUCAAGAAUCCCCGUAUGUUUCUGGGAUGAAAGCUUGCCAUUAAGUUUCAAGAGAGCACAUAAUUCACUGGCUCUCCUGUUCAACAGCUUGGUUUUGUUUUUUUCCUCUCCUAAAUCUCAGUUAGUGUUCAAUAUAUGCGAUACAAAAUAAAGUUUGUUUGGAGCAUCCAAAAU
Chrysochloris asiatica (Cape golden mole) is the source of this 2523-nucleotide messenger RNA. It is a transcript of the gene MID2, whose product is annotated as midline 2. The coding region runs from base 246 to 2393 and encodes 715 amino acids. NCBI's taxonomy places the organism in Eukaryota, Metazoa, Chordata, Mammalia, Afrosoricida, Chrysochloridae. The record is from RefSeq and is a predicted model, not a curated record. The transcript is spliced from 10 exons. Gene Ontology annotation, molecular function: zinc ion binding; protein binding.